Eurytemora carolleeae is the source of this 1494-nucleotide messenger RNA. RefSeq lists its product as uncharacterized. The record is from RefSeq and is a predicted model, not a curated record. Lineage: Eukaryota; Metazoa; Arthropoda; Copepoda; Calanoida; Temoridae.
AAGAUGGUUGACAAUGUAUCCUUGUCAGAUCUGGGGAAAGAUGAAUUGCUUGAGAUUAUCAGGAAGCAGGCUUCACAGAUACAGGCCUUACAGACGUCCAGCGCGUCUGUUUCCUCUGACCCUGACGAGGUAGAUAAACCUGCUCAAGGUUCAAGAACCUCCACCAGAAAGGAUCCAAUAACCAAGUCGGUAAGGGAACUCCGGAGCAAGAAGACAGGAACGUGUUCACCGGCCAAAUCAAGAGAGUCUCCAUCCAUGCUCCGAACUAAGAGAGUUGUUUCUUCUCCAGCAGGUUCAAUAGAAUCAAGAAAACCUAUUCUCCGUCCUGGUUCUAGCACCGGAGAAUCUCCAACCUCUCGGAGGCAACAAAUCUCUCCAAAUGUUCCCAGGAGAAAUAGGCUUCCCAGGAGAAGGAGUGUUCAAAAGGAGGAAAGGAAGGAACUAAGCCUAAAUCCAGUUUCUACACUCAGUAAUGUCAAACUAAGAAUAUCUAAAUCGUCAGCAGAUCUAAAAUCUUCAGUUCAAUUCCAAGUAGAUUCCGAAACACCUGCAGCAACUAAAGUUCUUGUAGUCCCUGAAGGCCAACUGGACAGAAAGGCUGAUCCUGGAGGAGGUCAGGAAAAGGAACCAGUUUCCGAGGAGAAUCAGAACAAAAAAUCGGUUCUUGCAGGGAAUCAGAACAAGAAACCGGCUCCCGAUGGAAACCUGCACAAGAGACAGGUUCCUGAGCAGAAGAAACCGGUUAUUGACGGACACCAGAACAAGAAACCGGUUUCUGAUGGACACCAGAACAAGAAACCAAUUACUGAAUUAAAAAGAAACUUCCACCAAAGAAAGAAACCCAGUGAAACUGUAAAACCUGUAGAGACGGAUAAACCCAAGUUGUUACGACCUAAAGAUACUCUCAAGAGUGGAACAGUGACAGGUAGAAAAGGAAGGUUCCGCAGUAAGCGGUCAGCAAGCCUUGAUGACGAAGAACUUUUGAUAGUAAAGGAGAGACCCCGCACAGUUCUUCAAAAUGUGAACAAAUUUGCAAUUUAUCUCAGACCAAAACCUACAAUACUGGCGUAUAAAUUCUUCACCCAGAUACAGAGAAGGAUAGAAGAGCAUGGCCUGAACCCGGAGGGAGGGGGGGAUCAGGAGGGAGGAGAGCAGGAGAAGGAGGAGGAGGAGGAUAGUUCAAACCAGAUUAGCAACCCUGAAUCUCAGACUGGAACUAGAAAACAGGUUGAAGAAAAGAGAUCAAUUGAGAUUAAGUACGGAGAACUUGAAACUGUCUCUUCGAACCUCUCCGCACUAGAUCUAGAGCUAGGAGACUGGAGAGCAAACACAACUGGAAUGUCGGACUACGGCCAUGAUGCGUCUGCCUGGGGCCGACGAAUAUUUGACACGGACGAAAUAGAUAUCCCUCUCCAGGCUGAGGUUCAUUCUAAACUUUUCGUCCAGAAGGAGGAUAUAGAGCUAGAGGAUGUUCUCAUAGAUUUUAUGACAAGG